AUGGUCUUUACCGAUCUCCUCUUGAACGACAGCACCCCAGAGCUCCGAAAGUUCCCCUUCGGCGUGCUGGCCGCGCAGCCGGAGGAGGCGGCACCUGCGGUUUCACGGCGUUUUCACGGCGUGGGACCCGUGAAAGACGGCGCGAUGAAAGACGCAGAUGACUGCUGGAUGGGCCGGAAGCUGGGCAAGGUGGCCGCAGACUUGGUGCCCAAGAUCAUCAACACCAGUGGGAACGGCAAGUCGGUUGAGUUCCUGACCGUGGACAAGAUCUUGACCAAGUUCUUCCAGAGAUUUAUCCUCGGAGAAAAGUCAAAGUACAUCGAUGAUGAUGGCAAUGUGAUCAAAAUGCCUGGCGCUGACUACCAGGACUCUUUGCAAGUUUGGAAUCAGAAAGCUUCGCACAUCCUUGGUCCGCAGAAGGCUUUGUUGGGUAUCAAACCGUUGGUCUUUCGGUGGCAUGUGAUAUUGGAUUCACUUCUCAGUAUGCAGAGUCCAUCCUCCCCACCCCGCCCCACCGCGACGUGA
This is a messenger RNA of Durusdinium trenchii, 525 nucleotides long. The record is from the annotation of a GenBank genome assembly. Lineage: Eukaryota; Dinophyceae; Suessiales; Symbiodiniaceae.